AUGUGUCUCUACGCAACCAUCUUCUUCAUCGGCUACUGUCUUGGCAUAUGUUGCUCAACAGAAGCUCAAGAUAGCGAAGAGGAUAACAUGUCAGAGCAAUAUGUUCAGUAUGGCGAUCCUCUACUACCUAGUCCAUCAUCACCAGCUUACGCACAAGCCAAUGAGCAAACACCACUCCUUCCGAGGGCUGAUCGUCUGAGAAAAUUCAGUCCGCGUGGCAGUCAGAAACGGGUAACAUCUUGGGUACUCACGUUGGAGAGGGAGCAGGUAGAGAGAAAGCGAGUCACGGAUGAGCAGUAG
Messenger RNA from Mollisia scopiformis, 300 nucleotides. RefSeq lists its product as uncharacterized. The transcript has a single exon. Bases 1 to 300 code for a protein of 99 amino acids. NCBI's taxonomy places the organism in Eukaryota, Fungi, Ascomycota, Leotiomycetes, Helotiales, Mollisiaceae. The record is from RefSeq and is a predicted model, not a curated record.